AUGAACCCUACAGUAGAAAAAAAGGUCGUCGACAUGCCUACGGAGAAGAACCAGACAUCGCUCGAUACAGUCCCUCUAGAUACCGGUCCCGUGGAUACCAAGGGUCGCUGGGAACGCAGUUGGCCCACCAUUGCUUGUGGCGCGGGUCUCUUCUCCGAUGGAUAUCUCAAUGGAGUAAUCGGGCCGGUCAACACCAUCCUUGGACGGAUCUACCCAGACACUUAUGAAAAGUCCCCCGCCAGUCAGAACGUCGCGGCCAUUACGUUCGCAGGCACAGUGCUCGGUCAGCUUGUCUUCGGAUAUCUCAGUGACCACUGGUCGCGAAAAUGGUCCCUGAUGGUCUCGACGGUUAUUCUGAUCAUCUUCGGCGCCUUGUGCGCAGGCUCCUAUGGUCUGAAUGGCAGCACGUAUGGCUUGUUUGCGGCCUUAACGGCUUAUCGUUUCUUCCUUGGAAUUGGUAUUGGUGGCGAAUACCCUGCGGGAUCCGUUGCGGCAGCCGAGAAUACCAAUGAGAUGAAGGCCGGCCAUCGGAACCGGUGGUUUGUCAUGUUCAGCAAUUUCCAGAUCGAUUUUGCCUACGUUGUUUCUGCCUUGGUGGCCAUGAUUUUGGUGCUAAUUUUCACCGAAAAUCACCUGCGUGCCGUGUGGCGGGUAGCCUUAGGGCUGGGGGUGAUCCCUCCGCUAAGCCUGCUUUAUCUGCGACUGAAGUUGAGCGAGCCAGAGCAGUUUGAUAAAGAACGCAUGCAUAAGUUUCCAACCUGGUUGAUUAUCAAAUUCUAUUGGAAACGUUUGACUGUGGUAUCGUUGAUCUGGUUUAUCUACGACUUCUCCGCGUACUCCUUCAACAUCUAUUCUUCGAAGUGGCUCUCGAUUAUUCUGGGCGAUAGCGCACCCCUGUGGAAAUCGUUUGGCUGGGCCACAGUCACCAACUCUUUCUAUAUUCCGGGCUCCUUUCUGGGAGCUUUGUCUAGUGACUGGAUUGGUCCCCGCAACACGUUAGCCCUUGGAGUGGGCCUCCAAGGGAUCAUUGGAUUCAUCAUGUCUGGUUGCUAUGAAUAUCUCGCGACACCGAAAAAUGUCGCUGCAUUUGUCGUGGUGUUUGGUAUCUUUUCAGCCCUCGGUGAGUUUGGACCAGGUGAUAACAUUGGACUGUGCGCUGCAAAGACCAGUGCAACGGCUAUUCGAGGACAGUAUUAUGCUAUCGCCGCUGCCGCUGGCAAGAUCGGUGCAUUUGUUGGCACCUACGUGAUUCCCAUUGUACAGAAGAACGCCCCCAAUGAGAUUCGCGCCGGUCAGGAUCCAUUUUUCGUCUCCAGCUCGCUGUGCAUCUUCAGUGCUAUACUAGCUUACUUUUGCCUGCCCCGAAUUUCUCAGGAAACCAUCUCGGAAGAGGAUACGAAAUUCCGCGAGUACCUCGAGGCGAAUGGAUACGACACCACCACAUUGGGCAACCGUGAACAGUCGUAG
Molecule: messenger RNA, 1467 nt
Organism: Aspergillus tanneri
Lineage: Eukaryota; Fungi; Ascomycota; Eurotiomycetes; Eurotiales; Aspergillaceae
Product: putative MFS phospholipid transporter (Git1)
Exons: 6
Coding region: 1-1467 (488 amino acids)
Biological process (GO): carboxylic acid transport; transmembrane transport
Cellular component (GO): plasma membrane
Molecular function (GO): carboxylic acid transmembrane transporter activity
Source: RefSeq, a predicted model, not a curated record